GCAGUCAAUGCUGAGCUGUGUCUGACGAUUUGUGGACAAAAUAAUGCGUCACAUUUUUGCUGAUGACAGGAGAUGUGGUAUUAAAUCCUCUUUAACUCAUAUAUUUAGAUAUAGAUAUAUCUAAAUAUAUCUAUAUAGAUAUAUUAGAGUUUCAUAUUAUAGAUAUUAUUAAAGUCAAAGUAGGAUUAAAAUGGAAAGUAAGUUUUGUAUAGCUUGUCUCUGUUGUGAUCUUGCAGGCAAAAUCAUUAUAUGAAAAUAAUAACUGCUUUGAAAAACAUAUUUUAACAAUGUUUUCUAAUGUGUUUUCACACUGAAAAAAGCUUCUUACACAAUAGCGUUGAGAAAGUGCAAGUUGCCAAUUUUACCAGGACAAAGUCUUGCACAACUUCUUCACUGUACAUAUAACAAUACAGAGUCCAUGCCUCAACAGCCAAUAGCUAAAGAGUCCAAACUACAGAAAAAGCAGCAAAAAACAUUGAGUGUUUCUCUGUUCCCUCUCUGGGGCAAGGGAGGAAGGGUGUGGUGUUGUCUUAAUGGAAGAAGGAAGGGUGAUGCGUCAGUGAAAAGCAGAGUAAAUCCUAUGUCUUUCUUCUAUCUCGUUUCCUGUUGCAAUCUUCAGACAGUCAAAGACUUCUCUGAUUUCUAUCAGCCUUUUCAUGAACAUACUAAAUCAGAAACACUCAAAUGUUUUCUUGGGCCAGUAAUAAAGUUCUUAGCUUAGACAAACUGUCUAACUAACUAGUGCCCAAAUACUACAUGAAAUAUACCCUCGGACAUAAAUUGCAUUAACUAAAAUCCCUGCAUUAAAAAUAAUUCUCAAGUAAAAGUGUAUGAUCAAUAGCAGGAUAUACGGAAACUACCACAAGCAGUAGUACAAGUGCUCAGAAUGUCCCCUGUGAGUGUCUAUAUGUAAUAUAAAUAUAUAUAAUAUAUACUAUAGUAACAUUUUAAUUUUGUUGUUGAAGAGGAGUAAAAAAAUCUCAUAUUUUAAAACGUAAUCACAUGUUUUGCACGUAUAGAUAAUAAAUAUUAAUCAAUGUGAGUAUAAAGUAUAAUGUUUAUCUUUUUUUAUGUUUUGGGGUAGAAGUUAAAGUUGUAUGAAACAGAAGUACAUGCACAGCAGAUCUGUACUAUAGUGCACAGCACUUAUGCAAAUAUACCUAUAGACUCAAAGGACAGACCGACUCUGUGCCACUGUACUCCAGCUUGACUUGUAUUGUCUGUUAUUCAUUAUGAACACUCUUUAUAUCAAAAAAAUUGGGAUAAUUCCUCACUUAAUAAAAUCCAUCUGAUGUGGAGAUAUAAAUGUUUACAUGGAUUUAGUUUGAGAUCCUCUUUCCCUCAUGAAUGAAAGUGAAAGAAUUAAAAUUCUGGAGGAAACACCACCCAAUAGGAUUUGUCAGGACCUGGGAACCAGAGGCUAUUAUGAGUAAUGACACAUAGCUAAUUUAUAGAUCAUCAGAAAAAGGCUUAAUACGAUUGUAAAGCCACAAGUUAAAACAUUUGACACAUUUAAAACGGCGCCUCACUAAUGAUCAGUGUACUUCAUAAACUAUAAUGUAUUAUCAAUGCAUGCCAACAAUUCAUUUUAAUUGCAGUGUUACAGCAGUGUAAAUAAGAAGAAUUGGCAGCAGGUCAAGUUUGUUGAAUUAUUCUUCCAGAGUUUUUGUGAGCGAGAGAAUGUCUCUGAAAACGUCCGGGUCGUUGGAGGAGUCCCUGGUAAACUCUUCCUCAUCAUGCAACCACAACACGACCCUCUGGGAACAGAGCAUGGAGACGAUGUACACCUAUUUCUACCUGCUGCUCUUCAUCCCGGGCCUGCUGCUCAACACCACUGCUCUCUGGGUCCUCUGCAGACAUAUAAGUAAGAAGACCAAGGCAGUGAUAUUCAUGAUCAACCUGGCAUUAGCUGACCUGGCCCACAUCCUCUCUCUGCCCCUCAGGAUAUAUUAUUACUUCACACACAGCUGGCCUUUUGGAGGAGGCGUCUGCUUGUUCUGCUUCUACCUCAAAUACCUCAACAUGUAUGCUGCCAUAGUGUUUCUGGUGUGUAUCAGCGUGCAGCGUUGCGUCUUCCUGCUCCACCCGUUCACUGCUCGUCAGUGGAGACGGCGCUACGACCUGUUGAUCAGCGUUGUAGUGUGGGUGGUGGUCAGCCUGGCCUGCUCGCCAUUCAUUCUGAUGCGGAGCAGCAGUAGUGUCCCCAGUGCCAGCCUCAGUACACAGACAAUCUAUAACAUGUCAGAUUUUUGGGAUGCCACUUCUACCCAACAUCCCUUAGGUUACACCAAACUAGAACCACAUUUGAGUGUAAGCCCCAGUGGACUUGUGCCAGUCUCUAGUCCCAGUUCUGCCAAAGUGGGUUGUUUUAAAGACUUGCCCAUGCGGCGUCUGCCUCUUUCUCUGGCCGUCACCAUGAUGGCUCUAGCUGAGCUGUUUGGUUUCUUCAUUCCUUUGACCUGCAUCACUUACAGCUCCAUCCGCAUUGUCCGGUCCCUCAACCAAAGACAGACCCAGGAUGAGCAACGCUCGACCAUUCUGAACUCCUCUGCACGCAGCCGACUUCAGUCUGUCACCUCCAACGGUCAGACGGAUAAAGUCCACGGCAGGCUGACCAGCGGCGAGAAGCAACGCGCCCUGCGGAUGGUGCUGGGCUGCUCGGCCCUUUUCCUGUUUUGCUUCGCCCCCUACCACCUUAACUUCAUGCUCUACCUGAUGGUGUCACAGGGCAUAGUGACCCACUGCGGCACCAGACAGGCUGUGGGUCAGUUCCACCCGGUGUCUCUGUGCAUGGCGAGCCUGAGCUGCUGCCUCAACCCGCUGCUCUAUUAUUUUCUGACAGCCGAGUUCAGGCUGCACCUCACCAGACGCACCUCCUCCUUCUCCACCUCGUUCCUCUCCUCGCCGAUUAACUCCCCGAGUCAGCGCGCAGCACCUCGCAGGGUGUUGAGCAUGGAGAGUUCCUGCUCAGAACGGGAGUAGAAUGGAUAGAAAGGAAAGAGCCGAACAUGGCAAACACAAACAUCUCCGUGAUGCAUCGUGUUAAACUUGACGUCACAAGAUGAUUUCACGCUAAAGAGCAUUGGCCUCAAUGUCCUUUGGAUCGAAGACUUUGAACUGAAAUGAUGUAUAUCUAUGUUUCAUGAGAGUGAAUCUAUUGUCCGCUGCCCCAGGUAGGAAGCUGUGUGUGUUUGCAUCAUAUCCCCUGCCCUCAAACCACAACUUUAACAACUUUAGAUACGCUAGAUUGCAACAGUCACAGCUGUAUUUGAAUGCAUGUAAAUGAUCUCAUUAAAAAGGCUGUUUUGUGCUUUCGGUC
Molecule: messenger RNA, 3319 nt
Organism: Hippoglossus stenolepis (Pacific halibut)
Lineage: Eukaryota; Metazoa; Chordata; Actinopteri; Pleuronectiformes; Pleuronectidae
Gene: p2ry10
Product: P2Y receptor family member 10
Exons: 3
Coding region: 1681-2982 (433 amino acids)
Biological process (GO): positive regulation of Rho protein signal transduction; phospholipase C-activating G protein-coupled receptor signaling pathway
Cellular component (GO): membrane
Molecular function (GO): G protein-coupled receptor activity
Source: RefSeq, a predicted model, not a curated record